This is a messenger RNA of Kwoniella shivajii, 2313 nucleotides long. RefSeq lists its product as uncharacterized. Gene Ontology annotation, biological process: protein O-linked glycosylation via mannose. Gene Ontology annotation, molecular function: dolichyl-phosphate-mannose-protein mannosyltransferase activity. Bases 1 to 2313 code for a protein of 770 amino acids. Gene Ontology annotation, cellular component: endoplasmic reticulum; membrane. NCBI's taxonomy places the organism in Eukaryota, Fungi, Basidiomycota, Tremellomycetes, Tremellales, Cryptococcaceae. The record is from RefSeq and is a predicted model, not a curated record. The transcript is spliced from 8 exons.
AUGUCGCUCGCACCUCGUAAGCGAAGGACGGAGCGACAGGAAUCUCCAUCUGCUUUACCUCAAACAGUGAGGACUUUUAGUGGACUUGAGGAAGAGAAGAGACGAUCCCCCCGACCUCCUCCACCAGAUUCAUCCAUCCGAUCCGAAUUGUUCCUGUCUUGGUCACUCGGUGUCGCUUUGACAAUCUUAGCAUUCGUAAUUCGAUUUUGGAGAAUAGGACAUCCUUCUCAAGUCGUUUUUGACGAGGUUCAUUUCGGUUCAUUCGCUUCUCAUUACAUUAGAAGAGAAUAUUAUUUCGAUGUUCAUCCACCUUUAGCUAAAAUGUUAAAUGGUUUAGCAGCUUGGAUAGUUGGUUUUAAUGGUGAUUUUGGUUUUGAACAAAUUGGUGAUGACUAUCUCACACAUAAUGUCCCUUACGUCGGAAUGAGGAGUUUUUGCGCGAUCAUGGGCUCCAUAACUGUACCCAUCGUCUUCGGUAUUAUGAGAGAAUCAGGAUAUCCAGUUGGAAUUGCUUUACUCUCAGCUGCUUUAGUUUUAUUUGACAACGGACACAUCACCCAGACUCGACUUAUCCUCUUGGAUGCUGCUUUGGUGCUCUUCAUGGCUCUUUCCCUUUUUGCUUACGUCAAAUUCCACCAGUAUAGAUAUCAAGAAUUCACCAACUGGUGGUGGUUCUGGCUUCUUUCCACUGGAACCGGCUUAGCGUGUACUCUCGGUUGUAAGAUGGUUGGAUUAUUCACAUUCUUGACUGUCGGAAUAGCUGUUCUUUGGGAUUUAUGGACAAUAUUGGAUAUAAAGAAAGGUCAUCCUAUGUCCUACGUUUGGAGACAUUUCAUCUAUCGAGCAAUCGGUUUGAUCGUCUUCCCAUUCAUCCUUUAUCUCUCGUUCUUCUGGGUACACUUUAAAGUCCUUAAAUAUUCCGGUCCUGGAGACACUUUUAUGAGUCCUGCUUUCCAAGAGACUUUAGCGGGCAAUGAGCUAUUGCUUAAUGCCCAAGAAAUCCGAUACUUCGAUACCGUGACCUUGAAGCACAAGGACACCAAGCAGUUCCUUCAUUCACAUGCUGAUCACUAUCCAUUAAGAUAUGAUGACGGUCGGAUUUCUUCCCAGGGUCAGCAAGUCACUUGUUACCCUCACAACGAUACUAACAACCAUUGGCAAAUCCUACCUACAAAAGAAAUUCCAGAAACAGGACGAGGAAGAGUCGUACGACAUAAAGAUGUUAUACAGUUGAAGCACAUUGUCACCGAAACUCUUCUUCUCACUCAUGAUGUCGCCUCUCCUCUUAUGCCGACAAAUCAAGAGUUCACGACUGUAGGUACAGAUGAUGAGGAAAGGAAAAAUGACACCAUGUUCAAAGUGGAUAUAAUCGAUGCUCACGAAGGCGAACCUUGGAGAUCAUUAUCAGGUCACUUCAAGCUGAUUCACGUACCUACCAAAGUGGUAUUAUGGACUCAUCCAUCACCAUUACCAGAUUGGGCUUAUGGUCAACAAGAAGUAAACGGUAAUAAGAAUCAACAAGAUCGGACUACAUCUUGGUACGUAGAAGAUAUCAUUGCAGAUGGAACAGGUAACGAUUUCAAGAAUCGUACAACUCAUGUGGAACCUAAAGGAGUCAAAAAAGUUGCAUUCAUCAAGAAAUUUUUCGAACUACAAGUUUUAAUGCUUCAACAUAAUGCGGGUUUAACAUCUUCUCAUCCAUACGCGUCAACACCUGUGGAAUGGCCUUUCUGUCUGUCGGGAAUCAGCUUUUGGACAAAUAGUGAAACCAAUCAGCAAAUAUAUAUGAUUGGUAAUUUAUUAGGAUGGUGGACUUGUGCCAUUUCAUUAUCGAUUUUCGUUGGAAUCGUUAUUGCAGACAUGUUGGCCAGAAGAAGAGGAUUAGACCCAAUUGAAGAUGGAAUUCGAAAUCGGUUAUACCGAAAUACUGGAUUUUUCCUUGGAGCAUGGGCAUUCCAUUAUUUCCCUUUCUAUCUGAUGCAAAGACAGAGAUUCUUGCAUCAUUACCUCCCUGCACAUUUAGCUUCAGCUUUAGUAGCUGGAUCUGUAUUGAACUUUAUCCUAGUUGAAGUUGUCAAUUACCCUAUCAGUUAUGCUGGAUCUAAAACGAGACUGAGACCUGCUGUAAGAGCCAAACUUGGUAAAACUGGUUGGGGAGUGGUAUUUGCUUUAUUAGCAAUUAUUAUUGCUUGUUUCUUGUGGUUAGCUCCUUUGACUUAUGGUAUAACAAUGACCGGCGAGCAAGUCAACAGAAGGAAACUAUUGAGUAGUUGGACAUUACAUUUCGAAGCUAAGAAACACAAUGCGGAUUAG